Messenger RNA from Dentiscutata erythropus, 420 nucleotides. The record is from the annotation of a GenBank genome assembly. Lineage: Eukaryota; Fungi; Glomeromycota; Glomeromycetes; Diversisporales; Gigasporaceae.
AUGACAAGACCGAUCGAAGACAUUCAACAAAAUAUAGAUCAAACUUUCAAUUUGGUCGUUGAAGAUUUUAUUUUAAUGAUCGAAAAUGAUGUUACAAAAAUCCAUGCUCUGAGCAAUAUUAAAACUUCAAAUGAUAAUUCUAACAGUGUUCUUAAUGAUGACAGAUUUCGACAUUUCACACUCACUAAGAAACGUAAAAGAAACAUUGGUCAAUAUCUGGAAGAAAAGAGAAAAAUUAAAGUAAAGGAGGAAAGAAAAAGCGCUUUGUUAGCUGCCUCUGAAAUACAAAUUAAACGAAAUAGUUUGACACAUCUUCAAGAAAAGGUUAACAGUUUACAAGCAAAAUAUGAGAUUUAUGAGUGUGAAAAUAAUGAUGACAGAUCUCUUGUAAUUACUUCGGAAGCUUUAAGUAAAGCUAAA